Pygoscelis adeliae (Adelie penguin) is the source of this 1060-nucleotide messenger RNA. RefSeq names its product CD40 molecule, TNF receptor superfamily member 5 (gene CD40). Lineage: Eukaryota; Metazoa; Chordata; Aves; Sphenisciformes; Spheniscidae. Gene Ontology annotation, cellular component: CD40 receptor complex; external side of plasma membrane. The transcript has 9 exons. The coding region runs from base 1 to 813 and encodes 270 amino acids. Gene Ontology annotation, biological process: positive regulation of interleukin-12 production; B cell activation; positive regulation of transcription by RNA polymerase II. Gene Ontology annotation, molecular function: antigen binding; protein binding; signaling receptor activity. The record is from RefSeq and is a predicted model, not a curated record.
AUGCGCGUGCUCGCAGAAUGCUGGGAGCCCAGUGAUGCCAUAAGAUGCUUUGAUAAGCAGUAUGAACACAAGGGCAGGUGCUGCAACCGGUGUCAGCCAGGGGAAAAGCUGGUCUCUGAAUGCAAUGGCACAGAAGACUCUGUCUGCGCCCGCUGUGAGAGCGGACACUAUCAGCAGAGCUGGACCAAGGAGAGGCACUGUGCCCCCCACGAUAUCUGUGAAGACAAUGCUGGCCUCAUCGUGAAGACACAAGGAAAUGCAACGCACAACACUGUGUGCCAGUGCCGGGACGGCAUGCACUGCUCUGACAUCAGCUGCCAGACCUGUGUGGAGAACCAGCCCUGCCAACACGGCUUUGGCUUCGUGGCAGCCAAGGCUGUGGCCCGGAUGUCGUCCCCCUGUGAGCCCUGUGCAGAAGGCACCUUCUCCAAUGUCUCUUCUAAAACCGAGCCAUGCCAUCCCUGGACAAGCUGUGAGGAAAAGGGGCUGGUGGUGAAGGCAAAAGGGACGAACACCUCGGAUGUGAUCUGUGAGUCGGGCAGGCGCUCCUCGCUAUCGGUGCUGAUCCCCAUCACGGCCGCAGUCGUCACGUGCCUUGUGGGCAUCUGCAUCUACUGCCUGGUCCACACAGAUCCCAGGCGACGGGUGCAGAAGCAGAUAGAGCCUGGGAAGCCCAGAGAGAGCCGGGAGGCCCAGCAGCCCAUGGAGGUGGGGGAGGAAGCCUUCCCUGUGCAGGAGACCCUGCUCGGGGGCCAGCCCGUGGCCCAGGAGGAUGGCAAGGAGAGCCGCAUCUCGGAGCAGGAGAGGCUGUGAGGGCGCAGGGCACUGCCUCCAACAGUAGCACAGACCGGGGCCAGCACCAUCUCUUCUGUCCCCUCUCCAGCUGGGGAGGAAAUCUAGCAUCUGGCCUGGCUGCAAAUGAUGUGACGCUGCAGUGGACCAUGGCAUGGCCCCCCCCCAUGGGGAUACCUCAGCAGUGCUUGGUCUGGCUGCCUGCCCAGGGCUGCCAUAGCGGAGCAAAGCUCAGCUGCCUGCAUGGGGAUGCAAGAGGAGAGCCCAG